AUGGUUGUCAUAGCAUCCCGAAGUGACCAUGAAAUGAAAUCAACCAGGAUGAUGGGAGCCUUUCUUAGAUGUUUAGUUGGCUUUCUUCACAGAAGAGUGAAGCUUAAAGACGACUUGAAAUACGAAGUUAAGGAGAAAGAAGCUGGUGAUCAGUUUACAGACGAGAAGGCUGUUCAAACUGCAGGGGAUCGCUAUCGUCUGGAGGUCGGCAUCACGGCAUGCAAAGCUGGAAGCAGGUACCAAGUCAAGAAGCUGCUCCACGUUGCAAAAGCAUAUUUGGAGCAGCUUGAAGUUUCAGAAAGAGCUGCAGAGUUAAAUGCCUACAUGUGCAGAACUAAAGCCUUGGAUUUUUGCAAGCUGGUCACUAUAUGUCUAUAUUUUUGCACACCUCUCAAACCUUUCAAGCUUCUCAAAAUGUCACUUAAAUCUCUUGCCCCAAAAUCCAAAACCCUCCACUCUUUCUUCAACUCUCUUCUCCGACCCACCAAACCCAACACCCCCUUCCACCCUUUCUCUUCUCUCACCCACCAAACCCCACCAUCUCCACAACUACCUCACCUGGUCAACGAAAUCUCACGCAUUCUCAGCGACCACAGAGACCCUCACCACGACUUGGAGCUCUCCCUCAGCUCUUGGUCCAUCCAAAUAUCACCGAACUUGGUUGAACAGGUUCUGAAACGCUGCAAGAAUCUUGGGUUUUCAGCCCACAGAUUCUUCCUCUGGGCUAAAACAGUUCCGGGUUUUCAACACAGUGAUGAAAGCCAUCACAUUUUGAUUGACAUUUUGGGGAGUAGUGGUCAGUUUGCAUUGUUGUGGGAUUUUCUCAUUGAAAUGAGAGAGUCCAAGUGCUGUGAGAUUGGCCCAGAGUUAUUCUGGGUUAUUUUUAGAGUUUACAGUAGAGCUAAUUUGCCUCGAGAUGCGAUUCGAGCUUAUAGUAGAAUGGUUGAGUUUGGAAUUAAGCCUAGUAUUCAUGAUCUUGAUCAUCUUCUAUAUACAUUAUGUAAAAGAAAGCAUGUCAAGCAUGCUCAGGAGUUUUUUGAUAAAGUUAAGAGCGGGUUUGAGUUGGGUGCGAAGACUUAUAGCAUUUUGAUGAGGGGUUGGGGAGACAUUUGUGAUUCGGAUAAUGCACGCAAGCUGUUUGAUGAAAUGACUGAGAAAGGGUGUUUGGUGGAUGUGCCUGCGUAUAAUAGUUAUUUGGAGGCUUUGUGUAAAGGUGGAAAUGUCGAUGAGGCUUAUAAGAUAUUUCGCGAGAUGGGUUCAAAAGGAGUUGAGCCAGAUGCUGGUACAUACUCGAUUUUCAUUCGGGCAUAUUGUGAAGCAAAUGAUAUUCAUUCGGUUUUUAGUGUGCUUGAUAGAAUGAAGAGAUAUAAUCUUUUGGCUAAUGUGUUUACAUACAAUUGUGUUAUCAAGAAACUCUGUAAGAAUGAAAGGGUGGAAGAGGCGUACCAGCUUUUGGAUGAAAUGAUCGAAAUGGGAGUUAAGCCAGAUGAAUGGAGUUACAAUGCAAUCCAAGCUUAUCAUUGUGAGCAUGGUGAAGUUAAUCAGGCUCUGAGGUUGUUAUCUAGAAUGGAAAAAGAUAGCUGCAUGCCUGAUCAUCAUACUUACAAUAUGGUACUAAAGUUGCUGAUUAGAAUCGGGAGAUUUGAUAGGGCAACUGAUGUGUGGGAGAGAAUGGGGAAGAGAGGGUUUUAUCCUUCUGUUUCAACUUAUUCUGUCAUGAUUCAUGGUUUGUGCAAGAAGAAACAUAAACUAGAGGAGGCUUGUAAAUACUUUGAGAUAAUGAUUGAUGAAGGUAUACCACCAUACUCUUCUACUGUUGAGAUGUUGAGAAACCGGCUAUUAGGUUUGGGGCUACUCGAUGAUAUUGAAAUACUUGCUCGUAAGAUGGAGCAAAGCAGUUCUUGUUCAACACAAGAGUUUGCAAAAAAAGUUGGGGUUCAAUGUCGGCCUCGGCGUGCACCAAGAGUAAUCGAAGUUAACUGGCACCCUCCUCCGUAUGGGUGUAUUAAGUUGAACACUGAUGGGGCAUGGAAAAGUAGUUCGAACAAAGCUGGUUAUGGCGGGGUAUUUCGUGAUUACAGUGGCAAAGUUAUGGGUGCUUUUUGCUCUAACUUGGACAUUCCAAGCUCUGUUGCUGCUGAAGUUAUGGCUGUUAUCAAAGCUAUUGAAUUAGCUUGGGAGAAAAUUGGAUAUAUGGAGUGUUAG
Molecule: messenger RNA, 2205 nt
Organism: Fragaria vesca subsp. vesca
Lineage: Eukaryota; Viridiplantae; Streptophyta; Magnoliopsida; Rosales; Rosaceae
Product: pentatricopeptide repeat-containing protein At1g52640, mitochondrial-like
Exons: 6
Coding region: 1-2205 (734 amino acids)
Molecular function (GO): protein binding
Source: RefSeq, a predicted model, not a curated record